Molecule: messenger RNA, 3435 nt
Organism: Anarrhichthys ocellatus (wolf-eel)
Lineage: Eukaryota; Metazoa; Chordata; Actinopteri; Perciformes; Anarhichadidae
Product: chondroitin sulfate N-acetylgalactosaminyltransferase 1-like
Exons: 11
Coding region: 1603-3207 (534 amino acids)
Cellular component (GO): Golgi cisterna membrane
Molecular function (GO): glucuronosyl-N-acetylgalactosaminyl-proteoglycan 4-beta-N-acetylgalactosaminyltransferase activity
Source: RefSeq, a predicted model, not a curated record
CUCAAAAGGUUUAGUGUGAGUAGGCUUCAGAAAGGAAUACUCUUUUAAUAGAAGUAACGUUCUUCUUUUUUACCUUGUUAAGAGGGCUGUAAUUAAACAUUAUUGGUGGUUAAUCAAAUAUAUGGCUAAUAUUGUUAUAUAACAGUGAAAAAAGCCAAACAGUUACUUCUUCAAAUUUCUGCUAGACUAAAUCAAAAGUGUUGGUUAUCCAGUGAGUGUCAUUUUAAACUAACUGCAAGUCUUUUUCUGGGAAAGUUUAAGAGCUAAAAACUUGUGAAAGUACAAAAAAUGUUCAAUUAAACCUAAGGAGUAUGUUAUUCUGGCAGUGUAUGUGUUUAGUAUGUCAAGUAUUUGUUUGAUACUGGCUGAAUACACACCGGUGAGACUGCUACAUAAUAAAAGUCAAAAGCAAGACAUGAAUAAAUAAGAGUAGUACAUAAUAUAGAGACAAAUAGUAACACAAGAAUAUAAUAAUAAGUUCCACUCUCUCUCUGUAGUCGUUGCCCUUUCCUUUACAACAUAUUUGAUAUGAAUUAUUUGCCACUGCAUAAUAACACUCACAUUUCACUAAAAAUCUCUGAAAAUAAAAGUGAAUAACGGGGUUAAACAAAGCAGCAAACUAAAAGAUUUAGAGGAGUUGGAGCUCAGGAGUCAACAUCUGAAUGAAAACAAGGACCAUCUGUGCGCUGCCUCAUUAAAUGUGCAAGACCCCGUCCUAUUGGCGGGUCUAACCGGUACCUAGCUAUUUCCCCACAGCAGAUUGCAGGUGGCCAAGCAUCGAAAGUCUGAACUGCAUUCCUUACCCCGGUUGCCUUCUAAUUAGGCUUAAGGGCAAGGAGGAGCCUCGGGAGGACCUGAAAGGGGAUUCAGGAUGGAGGGAGAUGGUGUGAGAUCUCACAUGGAUGGAAGUGAACACUGAGUCUGAUAGAAAGUGAGAGAUGGAAAAAGAGAGAGGCGAGGGAAGUGCUGGGAAAAGGUGGAGACUGAGAAGAGAGAAGAUGGGAGAGAGGAGGUACUCGGUUUGGCCGCUUUACCUCUCAAUUCUGACAAGGUAGAGAAUUGUUUCAUCAUUGUACGGAUGAGUAAACUUGUCAGCGCUGGCGAGCACACCGAUUUCCUUUCAAGACUGCAAAACAAAAGCCUGCAAAAGAAGAAAGACUAUAAGAAGAGAUGAGCAGUUCAGGAUGAUAGAAAUCUGGUCGCAACUUUCCUCUGAGACCCCACAGCAGUUGUAGCCAACCUAAACCUGACCAGCAGUCCAACAGCAGCAAGAAGAGGGUGAAAGGGACGGUUAAAAUGAAGUAAGCUGCUCAUAAACCAUUGAGACACAUCAGGACGAAACUGACCAGGGAGUUUCAGCGCUCUGGUGAUGAUCUGUACAUGCAACACAACACCUGUGAAGAUGCUGCCUGAGGAUGUGACAGAUGCAGACAACAUGAGAAAACAGGAGGAUGUCUUCUAUAAAAGCCAUAUUUAUUAAUCUAUGGUUUAGGAAUUAUGGGUUGCUCAUCUUUUUGUGGGUGCAUCUCCACGACACCAAAGGAGCAGUCAUGAUUCUAUGAACCUCAAGAGUUUCAGUUUUUUUUGAAAAGACAAUCCACCAUGUUUAAACGGUGGCUUUUGGCCCUGUUGGCCCGGGUCGGCCUCAUUGUGCUGGGCCUCUGCUGCUGUCUGUCCCUGUUCUACCUCCUCGCCUGUAAGCCGACGUCACGCGGCAGCCAGCAGUCUCUGCUGUGGUCUGGAGGGGCCACCAGUAAGGAGGGAUACAUGGCCCUGUUGCAGGAGAGGGAGGACUCUCACAGACAUUACAUCAACAGCCUGACGAAGCAGAUAGCCCAGCUGAAGGAGGCUCUCCAGGAGAGGACGCAGCAGCUUCAAGAGUCCCUGGAAAAAGCUAAAACAAGAGGGAUUCUGCCUCAGGGUCUGGAGAGUCUGCACAAAACCCCAACACAGACUGACCUGAAGGAUUUCUUGCGCUCCCAGCUGAACCAGGCGGAGGUGAUCUCAGGUGUACAGCUGCCCAGCGAAUACGCAGUGAUACCUUUUGAAACUUUCACCCUGCGGAGAGUGUACCAGCUGGAGACGGGGCUGACGAGGCACCCGGAGGAGAGGCCUGUGAGGAGAGACCACAGAGACGAGCUGAUAAGCACAGUGGAAACAGCUCUGCACGUCCUGAACGGACCUCAGCAACACACAGACAACACCAGACGGAAGCAUGCUUACUCCCCGUCCGACUUCAUAGAGGGGAUGACCCGUACAGUACGGGACAGGGGAACCGUCUACGAGCUGACGUUUAAAGGCGACGGCCCGCGGGGCUUCACACAGCUCGUGCUCUUCCGGCCGUUUGGUCCCAUGAUGAAGGUGAAGAGCGAGAGCAUGGAUACCCGCAGCAUGCUCAUCAACAUCAUCGUACCUCUUUCCAAGAGGCCGGACACAUUCAGGCAGUUCAUCAACAACUUCAGAGAAGUGUGCAUCCAGCAGGACGGCAGGGUUCAUUUGACUGUUGUCUACUUUGGUCGAGAUCAGAUAGAUCAGGUGAAAGCCAUGCUGGACCAGACCACAAGAGAGACUCGGUUCAGGAGCUUCACUUUGAUCCAGCUGAAUGAGGAGUUUUCUCGUGGGCGUGGUUUAGACGUGGGCGCCAGGGCAUGGAGGCACAGCCAAAAUGUCCUGCUCUUCUUCUGUGACGUUGACAUCCACUUCACCGCUGACUUCUUAACUUCCUGUCGUCUCAACGCAGAGCCUGGUAAGAAAGUGUACUAUCCAGUGCUCUUCAGCCAGUACAACCCCUCUAUUAUCUACAGUAAUCAGACACGUCUACCCUCUGUUCAACAACAACUGGUGAUGAGGAAGGACACUGGAUUCUGGAGAGACUUUGGGUUUGGCAUGACAUGCCAGUACAGGUCUGAUUUCCUCAACAUAGGUGGUUUUGACCGUAACAUCAAAGGUUGGGGGUUGGAGGACGUGCACCUCUACAGGAAGUACCUUCACAGUAAGCUGAUGGUGAUACGCUGUCCGUCUCGCGGCCUUUUCCACUUGUGGCACGAGAAGAACUGUGCAGACGAGCUCCCUCCAGACAAAUACAAGAUGUGUAUGCAGACCAAAGCCAUGAGCGAGGCCUCGCACGGCCAGCUGGGGGAGCUGCUCUUCAAACGAGAAAUUGAGGUUCAUUUGAGCUCCCAGAAGCAGAGGAACAGAGCAACAUGAUGGGGACAAUAAAAUAGGGCUUUGGUGACGUUAUUAGUCACUGUUCUGUAAGUUCACGAUAAUGUAUGUUUACUUACAUUAACUAUUCAGCUUCAAACAACAGAUGAUUUACUGGGAUUAUUGUUCUCCAUAUGGACACAUAAACUUGUGAAAAUAAUCACUGAUAUAUUUUGUGUGAAUACAAAUAUGACCUAUUGGUGUGCUGUAUGUUUUCUUUCCAUAGAAAAG